GAGGAGCAUUGGGCUCUGCCACAUAGUCACAACACGGAGCCGCUUUAGCAUCGACUGCUACUUAAACAGGCCCUGUGGCCAUGGCUAAAGAUCCAUUAGCAGAGGCAGGCUUCUAUUUUGAUGAACUCAACAAGCUACGGGUACUGGAGCCUGAUGUCAGCCAGAAGACUUCAGAGCUCAAGGAGGAGUGCAAGGAGUUUGUCGACAAAAUUGGACAGUUUCAGAAGAUAGUUGGAGGUCUUAUUGAGCUCGUCGAUGAGCUGGCAAAAGAAGCAGAGACAGAAAAAAUGAAGGCCAUUGGAGCGAGAAACCUGCUGAAGUCUGUGGCAAAGCAAAGAGAGGCCCAACAGCAGCAGCUUCAGGCUCUCAUUUCAGAAAAGAAGAUGCAACUUGAGAGGUAUCGUAUUGAGUAUGAAGCCUUGUCUAAAGUGGAGUCAGAGCAGAACGAGUUCAUCGACCAGUUCAUCCUGCAGAAAUAAGGAUGUGAUCUGGACGAGCAGAACACAUGUGGCUUCUGCGGUCGCAUUUCCAGAGUGCCUGUCCUGUUUUCUCUGAGUGAUGCCCACUUCAGAGAAUUACUCUGCUGCAAACCCAAAGCUCCAACUCCAUCUUAAGACAGCUUUACACCUCCUGUUUCAUUGGACAACCAUCUCUUAAAGCUUGGAGUGUGAAGCAACAGCUAGCUCUGCCUCUGGAUAGCAGCAUUUAAGAUUUACAGUGUUGUAAGCUUGAAUAUGUUUGGGAAGUUCAGCUCACACCAAAUGUCUCACAUCAAGAUCUCAGACCAACAUAGAAGGAAGAGAGAGCUAUUUAUAUAUGAAAGAACAUUAUUUAUACUAUUUAUACUGAAAAAUUACUCUGUAUAUCUAGUUUUAUUAAUUUUCGUAUCAGUUAAUAAACUGCAUGUUGCAUGCAUCUGUAAAUAAGUUUUGGCUUUGAAAAUAGAAAAAUGACUUCAUUUCCACAUCUGUAAGUUUUUGUGUUUUUUUUGGUACAACCACUCUGUGGGAACAGUACAUAAGAAAUACAUUCCUUUCUUUUUCAGAUACACGUUCUUUAUCUCUGUUAUAUGUAUCGUUGUCUCAUGCAUUAAUUUGACAAAUGGUUAUACUUGAAUAAAUACUGUACAUUGCACAAUAAAAUGUGUCAUUUUUGCUGUCAACAUGGUGGAGAGGCCAGGGAGCAAAUUUUAACAUUGUGCUAUUAUGUGUUGUUUUAAUAAAGAUUCCUUGA
Scomber japonicus (chub mackerel) is the source of this 1233-nucleotide messenger RNA. RefSeq names its product intraflagellar transport 20 homolog (Chlamydomonas) (gene ift20). Gene Ontology annotation, biological process: centrosome localization; protein localization to cilium; intraciliary transport. The transcript has 5 exons. Gene Ontology annotation, cellular component: centrosome; Golgi apparatus; cilium. NCBI's taxonomy places the organism in Eukaryota, Metazoa, Chordata, Actinopteri, Scombriformes, Scombridae. The record is from RefSeq and is a predicted model, not a curated record. Bases 81 to 479 code for a protein of 132 amino acids.